AUGGAAUCAGAAGACACUGUGAAGACUGGGCACAAAUCACAGGGUUCAGGUUCCAACAAUGAUGAUCAGUCUGAUUUUGAGCAGCUUGAUUCCCCAUGUGGAGGACAAUCCACCGGCUCCAAUGCUCUCUGGGAGAUGGUAGAAGAGAAAUUUCUAGAAUAUAAGCAGGUGGCUUUCAGGACACCAUCUGAACGUCAGAAGAGUCUGCUGAAUCUUCUCUCCCUGUUCCUAAAGGCCUGGAAGCACUCUGUGGGGAUCAUCUGCUUUCCCAGUAUUCAAAUGCUGGCAGAAGAUGUGUCUCACCAACUGGCCGAAGAGAUACAGAUGGCCCUUGCUGGAAAACCUGCAGAGCAAGCACGGGCAGUGACCGGAAAAUUGCUACAAUGGAAGGGGGAUAUGGACCAGGAUGAUUACCUGCUUCUGAAGUCUGUAUAUGUGCUCACAGGGACAGACUCGGAGACACUGGGCCGCAUUACUGAAUCCAGACUCCCAGCCCUGUUCCUACAGUGCCUUUACCUAUUCUUUGUUUUUCCUCUGGAAAAUGAUGAGCUUUUGGAGAGCAAUCACCAGGUUCAGAGGAUGUUUGUGCAGUUGUUGCUCAACAUUUAUAGUGAUUCUCAGAGUCUAGAAGGACUUGUCUCAGGAAAUGAGCUUCACUCUCUUCUGAUUGCCACGACCUGUCUUCGGGAACAGAGCUGCUGCUUUUGGAAAGAGCCUACCUUCUGUGUGUUAAGGGAGAUCUCCAAAACCCAGAACCUCAGCGUCAUCAAGUACCUGCAGGCCAUGGAUUGUAUUAAGAUUUCACUCCAGAAUCUCUCCAAACUUGUGGACACGUUCCCAAUUUCAGAAGUGAGCGAGGCUCUCAAUCUCAUCUUGGGUUUCGUGAAGGAUUCCUACCCCAUCUCUUCAGUUUUGUUCCUGGAGUUUGAGAAUGCCGAAGGUUACCCUCUGCUGCUCAAAGUGCUGCUUCGGUACGAUGGGCUGUCCCAGAGCAAAGAAGAUCCCCACCUGGAGGAGCUUUUCAGGCUGGUGAUAUGGCUGACAACUUGUGGACAGUCAGAGCUGAAGGUGUUUGACAAUGUCACCUACCCCCAACGUGAAGGCUUCAAGUUCCAUCAUGAAGCUCCUGGAACAACCAUUAAGAAUCUUCAGGCCUUCCAAGUCCUGCAGAACACCUUCCAUAAGUCCAGUGACACUCUUCUCUGCUUACAAGUCUUAUCGGCCAUCAGAACCAUGUGGACCUGGAACGCACGCAACUUCUUCCUCCUGGAGUGGAGCCUGCAGCCUAUGUCUCAGUUUGUGGAGCUCUUGCACCUUAAGUCAGUCCCAGUGCAGACACAGUUCUUCCAGUUGCUGGAGGUGCUGGUAUUUGAGCUAAACUAUGUGCCCCAUGAAAUCCUGUGGAAGGUUCAGUGCCUGAUCAAGGAGGACCUGGAGCUGCCCUGCACCCUCGUGGCCCUGCAGAGCAUCCAGAGAAUGGCAGGCAGAGACCCAUUCUUCACGGACAUAUUCCGGGACUCGGGGCUCCUGGCCCUGCUGCUAGCCCAGCUGCGGAAGAGAGCCAAGAUCCUGAGGAAAUCAGGAAACACAGAGUCUACCACUGGCAUUCAAGAUCCAGAAAGAGAACUCACUUGCUUGAUGCUAAGGACAGUGGCCACACUUCUUGAAGAUUCUGUUCGGAAUACAGUUGUCCUGAAAGACCAUGGCAUGGUACCCUUCAUCAAGAUCUUCCUAGAUGACGAGAGCUACCGAAGCGCCUCACUCAACAUCCUGGAGAAACUUUCAGUCAUCAAUGCAGAGGAGUACAUGAGCAUCAUCGUGGGUGCUUUAUGUUCAUCCACACAAGGAGAGCUUCAGCUGAAGAGGGAUCUCCUGGAGUCUCUAAUCAGGAUUCUGGGAACCCCCAAGGGCCGUGCUGCUUUCAGAAUCUCCAGUGGAUUCAAUGGGCUGCUGUCUUUGCUCUCUGAUCUGGAGGGAUCUCUUCAAGAACCCCCUCUACAGAUGUGGGAGUCAGUCUCUGCAGCUCAGACUCUGGACCUGAUCUUCCAUACCCUCUCUGCUGUGUCUGCAGCACUCCACCUAGACCCUGUCAACAGUGACUUCUUCUGGAGAAACGCGCUGUUUGAGAAAUUGGCUGAGGCUAUCUGCGUGCUGGGCUGUUUUGGAGUCCUGGAGGAAACGGGAACACCACUACAAUCCUGGGCAGACCCAAAGCCCAGGCCAUUUGCUGAUUUUCAGAGUGCUGCAUUUUCCUUCAACAGUCCAUUCCCAUCCAGUCUACAGAACUGCCUUCAGAUCCUCAGCUUUCUGGACAGCAUGGUCAGUAGCAGCCUGCACCUGCAGAAGGAUUUGACCAAAUCCCUGGGGGUCUGUCUGGAACCAGUUGUGGAUGUGCAGAAGGGAGAAGCCAACAGCACCUUCCAGCAGUGGCCAGACCUUGAAGAAAGGAUAGAAGAAGGUGAUGUUGUGAUAACGCACCCCGGCAUCGUAUGUAUCAUGGUGAGCUUAGUGCCACGGCUGUACCAUGAAGAUUACCCACAGCUUUCCAUGGAGAUCCAGUAUUCCUUGGCUGUCCAUCUGCAGUCCCUAGUGAAGUCAGAGAAGAACCGUCAGAUCAUGUGUGAGGCAGGCAUGCUCAGCACCCUGAUGGCCACGUGCCACAGAGCCCUGGUCACUAGCAGCCACCCUCUGCACCUGUGUCUCAUCAGGAUUUUUGAGAAGCUUGCCUCCCAGUCCAUCACACCUGAUGUGCUAAGACAGUUUCUAGGCCUUGUAAUCCCGUCAUCUGCAUCAGCUGCCAUGAACAUUCUGAAUUCAUCGGGAGAGAAUGAAGGCAACUCUGGUUGUGCAGGGUCCAAGGUAGCAGCCCUGAAUGCUGUGGAGGGUCCCCUGGAUGCUGGCCCUGGCAUUUCCCAGGAACUCAAGCCUGUGGGAGUGUCUCCCAGUUCAACAGCAGCCCUCCAGACAAUGCUGAGUCUCAUCUCUAUGACUUCCCCUCGGAACCUGCAACCUGAGAGGGCAGCCCUGACACCAUCAUUUGUGGAAUUCGACAUGUCCACAGAAGGUUAUGGCUGCCUGUUCAUUCCAACCCUGUCUAUGAUUAUGGGGACCAGCACUGGGUAUUCAGUCUCCGGAGGGAUUGGCACAGGUGUUGCCAGACCCUUCCCUCCUGCCAGGGGCUUGACCUUCUCUUGCUGGUUCCUGAUCAGCCGUCCUGGUACUGCCCAUAGCGGCCACCCACUCCGCUUCCUCACACUGGUGCGCCACCUUUGCAGAACUGAGCAGCCCUAUGUCUGUCUCUCCAUCAGUCUCUGCCCUGAUGACUUCUCCUUGGUGGUGUCCACAGAGGAGAAAGAGUUUCAGCCCUUAGAUGCGAUGGAGCCUGAGGGUGACGCUGAGCCCUCUGCAGGCUGUCAGCUACAGGUCAAGUGUGGGCAGCUGCUGGCUUGUGGGCAAUGGCAUCAUCUGGCUGUCGUGAUCACCAAGGAGAUGAAACGGAAUUGCAUUGUUUCCACGUACUUGGAUGGACAGAUAAUUGGCUCAGCCAAGAUGUUAUACAUCCAGGCCUUACCGGGACCUUUCCUUUCCAUGGAUCCAUCUUCAUUUGUGGAUGUGUACGGAUAUAUUGCUACUCCUCGAGUUUGGAAGCAAAAAUCAUCAUUGCUCUGGCGCCUUGGUCCAACAUAUUUCUUUGAAGAAGCCAUCUCAAUGGAAGCUCUGGGAGUUAUUAACAAACUUGGCCCAAGAUACUGUGGUAACUUCCAAGCUAUUCACACCCAAGGAGAGGACUCUGGUGAAGUUAUGCCUCUCGUUGCGGAGGAGAGGGUUUCCUUGGGACUUCAUGUGGCCAGCUCAUCCACCACCAGUGUGGCAGAAAUAAGACACGCUUACAACGAGGUGGACAGCCGCCUGAUAGCCAAAGAGAUGAACAUUUCAUCUCGUGACAAUGCCACGCCUGUGUUCUUGCUAAGAAAUUGUGCUGGCCACCUCUCGGGCUCUCUUCGAACAAUUGGAGCAGCUGCUGUGGGCCACUUAGGGGUGAGGGUGUUUCACUCCAGUCCUGCAGCCAGCAGCCUGGACUUCAUUGGAGGUCCCGCCAUCCUCUUGGGCCUCAUGUCCUUGGCAACAGAUGACCACACCAUGUAUGCAGCUGUGAAAGCCUUACACUCAGUCCUGACCAGCAACACCAUGUGUGACCAACUGAUGUGGCACAUCUCUGGGUACCAGAUGAUGGCCUUUCUCCUGCGGAAAAAGACCUCACUCCUAAAUGAUCGAACCUUUCAGCUCAUCCUCUCAAUUGCUGGCACUGCGGAACUUGGCUUCAGAUCCUCUGCUAUCACCAACAUCGGUAUCUUCAAGCAUGUCCUCUGUAACUUUGAGCUCUGGAUGAACACUGCCGACAAUCUGGAUCUUGCCCUCUUUUCCCACCUGGUUGAAAUCUUCCAGUCACCAAGGGAAGGACCCCGGAAUGCUAAAGUUGCUCACCAAGCACAGCUUAUCCCCAAGCUUAUCUUCCUCUUCAACGAGCCAAGUCUCACCCCUUCCAAGAUCCCCACAAUCAUUGCUAUCCUGGGACACCAGCUGAGAAGCCACUUUAACCUCCAAGACUUUCUCAGGAUCGCACUCUUUGUUGUGUAUACCCUCAAGCCUGCAGCAGUGAAUGAGAGGCAGAUCUGCAUGGAGCAAGUCGUGGACUUCCCCAAGGCUGCUGGAAGCCAAACAUCUGGAAAGACAAUCUGGCUCAGAAACCAGUUGCUGGAGAUGCUACUCAGUAUAAUAUCUUCUUGCCACCUUCGUCUGUCCUCCGAGUCAAGGGACGAGACCUUUCUGAACCUGGGGCCAGACUGGUUUCUGCUUCUCAUGCAGAGCCACGUGCAUCCUAGCACCACUGUGUUGGGUCUAAAGUUACUGCUGCACUUUGUGUCAAAUCCCACCCUCCGGGGCCGAUUCAAGGAACAAAUGUCUGCUGGAUCCUGGGUAGAAAACAGUGCUGCGGGUGUGGAUGUCAUAAUGGACAACCUGAAGAUUCCCCCUACCACACCCGAGCAGAAACCCUGCCUGCUGCCUGGAUUCCAAGUGUUGAGUGACUUUUUAACACACCAUAUUUAUGUUGCUGAAAUCUACCUCAUCGUGUCAACCUUCUUCCUGCAGACGCCAGUCACAGAGCUGACUGAUGCACCUAAAGUAAUUAUUGAUGAAUUACAUCCUUGCAUUCUUGCCAAGAUAUUUAGCUGCUGUAUUCAUAUUCUUUUAACAUAUUUACUUAUUCUGUUUAUAAAUAUUUUAUUUAUGCCUUUGGCAGGUUCCGAAGACAGUUCCUGGGAACAGACCUUCCCUGACAGUGUGCUGCAGUUCCUGGGCCUCGUCCAUUCCGCCUACCCUGAGGACCCCAUGUGGGAAGCCCCAGAAUUUCUUCAGACUCUGGCUGCAGUCACCUUCCCUCUAGGGAUCCAAAUGGGACCCUUGACUGAGCCCAUCUGGAAUGCUAAGAGUCCUAUAACCAAGGCUGAAGAUUAUUGCACUGAGGAGGGUCUUCAGGCACCUGUCAAGUUGCAUCUUACCCAGUUGCAUCCUGCCCAGAAGCAGCUGAGAAAGUUCACACAGCUCCUCUUAAAGGAACUCCUGAAGAAAGCCUCUUCCUCCAAACAUUGGUUGCCUCUGGAGGUUCUCCUGGAGGCCUAUCCGGAGAAUGCCACUGGCUUACAGAAACGAGAUUUCCAAUCUGAGGUGCUGCUUUCUACCAUGGAGAUCUUCCAUGUUGUGAGUGAAGGCAAUGAACAGAUACUGGAAGGCAGUAAGGAGCCUCAGGCAAAUGCAGAAACUGCUGUAGCUCCAUCCCUCACCAACAUCUCCUACUUCACAAAGAAGCUGGUGGAGAAGCUGCACAGUGGAAUGUUCACAAGAGACCCCAAAUACGUCCUACUCUUUAUCACAGAGCACAUUUUAAUGGUCAUUGAGAAUGCCUCAUCUCAAAAGGAAGUCACCCUCAGUGCUUUGUACAGUGGUUUGAAUAAAGUUAUUCUGUACUGCCUUUCCAAGCCCCACCAGUCUUUCUCUGAAUGCCUCAGUCUUCUCAGCAUCUUGGAAUUCCUGCAGGAGCACUGGGACAUUGUUUUUGCCACCUACAAUUCCAAUGUCAGCUUUCUUCUCUGUCUCAUGCAUUGCUUUUUGUUGCUCAAUGCAAGAAGCUACCCAGAAGGAUUUGGAUUGGAAACCAAACCCAGAAUGACUGCUUAUCAUUACGUCUUUCUUUCUCCAAAUGAAGACACGAAAGGGAAAAGAAUGGAAAGCUCAAGCUUGAGUGAUGUCCAGCACAACAUCCAGAGAAUGGUCUGGACUCUCUGGCAGCGGCUUGUAGCACAGAAGCGGCAGGUGUUGGAAGAUGCCUUCAAGAUUGAUCUAUCUGUGAAGCCUGGACAGAGCGAAGUAAAAAUUGAAGAAGUCACUCCACUUUGGGAGGAGACCAUGUUCAAGGCCUGGCAGCAUUACUUAGCAUCUGAAAAGAAGAUGUUGACUAAUCGUUCUAGCGUCACUCACCACAGCAAAGUCACUUCACGGAGUGGCAGCCUGACUUCAGCCAUGAGACUGAUGCCAAGCCGGCUAGCCAAGGAUUCUGAGCGCAAGGCAGAGGAUUUUGUGUCAUGUAUCAAGAACUACAGAAGAAAAGGACAGGAACUUUAUGCUUCUUUAUACAAAGAACAUGUGCAGAGACAGAGAUGUGGCCACAUGAAGGCAGCCAAAGCGUGGGCCAGCACCAAGGAGCAACUUUUUGGGGAGCUGGGUUUGUGGGGCCAGACAAUGGCAACCAUGCCUUGGUCACGGUGGGAGUUGGACUGGAGAGAAGGACCUACUCGCAUGAGGAGAAGAAUCAGACGUUUGUCUCCACUGGUGGCCCUGCGCCAAGCAACUGACAAGGAGAUUGAAGACAGAAACGAUGCUAUUUCUCAAACAAAUGGUAGAAACCAAGAUGAACUGAUGCCAAAGAACGCUGAGAGCAAGCAAGACAAGGUGGUCAUGGAUUGCACCCAACUGACUUUCUUCCCUGCCUUACAUGAAACUCUGCAUUCAGAAGACUUUUUAGAGCUGUGCAAGGAAAGACAAGUUAUUUUACAGGAGCUUCUUGAUCAAGAAAAGGUAUCACUGAAGUACUCCCUGGUGAUUGUGCAAGGACAUCUGGUGUCGGAAGGGGUCCUUCUCUUUGGCCACCAGCACUUCUACAUCUGUGAUAACUUCACACUAUCUCCAAUGGGCGAUAUCUACUGUACCCACCACUGCUUGUCCAACAUCAGCGAUCCAUUCAUUUUCAACAUGUGCAGCAAAGACAGGUCCUGCAAUCAUUACUCAUGCCAGCGCUACAGCUAUGCAGAAAUCAGGGAGAUUCGCAAGACACGCUUUCUUCUGCAGGAUAUCUCCCUGGAAAUCUUCUUCCAAAACGGAUAUUCCAAGUUUCUUGUCUUCCACAAUAGUGACCGGAGUAAGGCCUUCAAAAGCUUCUGCUCUUUCCAACACGGUUUGAAGGGGAAGAACAUCACAGAGGACUCUCUCGAUCUAAGGAAACACCCUGGCUCAGACCGAACCAUGCUUCAGAGGUGGCAGAAAAGGGAAGUCAGCAAUUUCGAGUAUCUCAUGUACCUCAACACGCUGGCUGGGCGGACCUACAAUGAUUACAUGCAGUAUCCAGUAUUUCCCUGGGUUCUGGCUGACUAUGCCUCAGAGACAUUGAACUUGACAAACCCCAAGACUUUCCGGGACCUUUCACAGCCCAUGGGAGCUCAAACUAAGGAAAGGAAGCUGAAAUUCAUCCAGAGAUUUAAAGAAGUUGAGAAAACUGAAGGAGACCUGACUGUCCAGUGCCACUACUGCACUCACUACUCUUCUGCCAUCAUUGUUGCCUCCUAUCUAGUCCGGAUGCCACCAUUUACCCAGGCCUUCUGUUCUCUGCAGGGUGGCAGCUUCGAUGUGGCAGAUAGAAUGUUCCACAGUGUGAAAAACGCAUGGGAGUCUGCCUCCAGGGAGAACAUGAGUGACGUCAGGGAACUGACACCAGAGUUCUUCUACUUGCCUGAGUUCCUAAUGAAUUGUAAUGCAGUGGAGUUAGGCUGCAUGCAGGAUGGGACAGUGCUAGGGGAUGUACAACUCCCUCCCUGGGCUGAUGGAGAUCCUCGGAAAUUCAUCAGCCUUCACAGACAGGCUCUGGAAAGUGACUUUGUCAGCUCCAACCUCCACCAUUGGAUAGACCUCAUUUUCGGAUAUAAGCAGCAAGGCUCAGCGGCAGUGGAGGCGGUGAACACCUUCCACCCCUACUUCUAUGGUGACAAGCUGGACCUCAGCAGCACCCGAGAUCCGCUGAUCAAGAGCACAAUCUUGGGCUUUAUCAGCAGCUUCGGACAGGUGCCCAAACAGUUCCGUGGCUUCAUUAGUUUCCACAAAGCUUGGAGAGACUGUGUAAUGGCUGGAGAUAUGUACCUCUUUUCUCUAGGCUCUGAAUCCCCCAAGGGAGCCAUCGGUCAAAUUAUCCCCACGGAAAAGACCAUCUUGGCUGUGGAGAAGAAUAAGGUGCUCAUGCCUGACCUCUGGAACAGGACUUUCAGCUGGGGCUUUGAUGACUUCAGCUGCUGCUUGGGCACCUAUGGCUCUGACAAGGUCCUGAUGACGUUUGAGAACCUGGCUGCUUGGGGCCGCUGCCUAUGUGCUGUGUGCCCCUCUGCAACAAUGGUCAUCACGUCAGGAGUCAGCACGGUGGUGUGUGUGUGGGAUCUCCGCACGACCAAAGGUCAGGCAAGAGGUCUGCACCUUAAGCAGGCCUUAUAUGGACACACCAAGACUGUCACAUGUCUAGCAGCAUCAGCCACCUUUAGCCUCUUAGUGAGUGGCUCCCAGGACCGUACCUGCAUCUUGUGGGACCUGGACUACCUCAAUCAUGUCACCCGUCUGCCUGCUCACCGGGAGGCCAUCUCUGCCAUUACCAUCAGUGAUAUCUCGGGCACCAUCGUCUCCUGUGCUGGAGUCCAGUUGUGCCUAUGGACUGUCAAUGGACAGGCGCUGGCCAGCAUCACCACAGCCUGGGGUCCAGAAGGAGCCAUAACCUGCUGCUAUGUGAUGGAGGGACCAGCCUGGGACACAAGCCACAUCAUCAUCACGGGGAGUCAUGAUGGCAUGGUCCGGAUUUGGAAAACGGAGGAUGUGAAGAUGUCUGCCUCUGGGCACAUCAUGGCCGAGAGUGAGGCCUCAUCUACACCUCGGAGUCUAAAAGGUCACAGGUGGGAGAAGAACCUGGCCCUUUGUCGAGAGUUGGAUGUCAGUGUUGCUUUGACAGGGAAGCCAAGGAAGACCAGCCCUGCAGUGACAGCUUUGUCUGUGUCCAGGAACCAGACCAAACUCCUGGUUGGUGAUGAAAAGGGGAGAAUCAUCUGCUGGUCUGCAGAUGGGUAGGAGCAAAAAUACAGCACUAGGCUCCUCCUUGGAAGCUUCGAGGGCAGCAGCCAGUGUGCUCUCAGGGCAAUGGCAUGAGGUAAAAUUUGUCUAUGAUGCAAGACCUGAAUUUGGCUGCAAGUGAAACCCCAGUUGUCCUCCUCCCUCUCCCAUUGCAACUAAUACCCACUCAAUACUCCUAAUGGCCCCAGAAUUUCACCUUUGAUUCCAGAAAGAUGUGCCUCUACUACAGGAUAAGAUCGCAUGUUCAAGAACCUGCAGGCAGCCUGAUGAUAGAUCCUGGAGCCAUGCUUCACACUAAAUUACUCAUAAGUUGCUUUAUUAAAGGUUUAUUGCAUUAAAAUGUUUGUUUGCUUGGUGGAAACAGAAAAUAAGUGUUGUCUAUUAAAGUACA
Echinops telfairi (small Madagascar hedgehog) is the source of this 9826-nucleotide messenger RNA. RefSeq names its product WDFY family member 4 (gene WDFY4). The coding region runs from base 1 to 9432 and encodes 3143 amino acids. NCBI's taxonomy places the organism in Eukaryota, Metazoa, Chordata, Mammalia, Afrosoricida, Tenrecidae. Gene Ontology annotation, molecular function: protein binding. The transcript has 61 exons. The record is from RefSeq and is a predicted model, not a curated record.